UCUAUACCCAUUUCGGCUCUUGGCUGGUAUUGUUCUUGUCCUCCCACCUCCGAUGUUCCAAAAUAAUAAGAAAUCAGGGAUUAAGGUACAUUAUCCUCAAUCUGUCUGCUGGGAGUUAAUUCUGAAGGAGACCCUUUUUCAUGAGGUACUGGUUAGGAACAUAGGAAGAGCUGCGCUGGAUCCAUCUAGCCAGCAUCUUGUUCCCAUUGGCUAAAUAUUUGCCUCUGGGAAGCUGCUCAUUUUCCCAAGCAAACUUGCUUCCAUUAUUUUAUUUCUUUUCUUACCAGGUUAUUAUCAGUUUGUAUUUUAGUUUUCCUACAAAACUGUUUAGGGCUGCAUGCCUGAGUUCAAUACCCACAACAACCCCAUGGAGGUAGGCAGACCUGAGGGAUGGAGAUUUGUUCCCCAUUACAGCUUUACAGCCAGGAGGUUGAGGCUUCUCGAGGGGCAGCAGGAGUAGCAGUGUUAGUAGAAGUGGAACCAGAUGAAGCAGGUGCUGCACCCUCCAGGGAUGGCUCUGAUCCCUCUCCCGGAUCCUUGUCUCCUCGGAAGCUCAAAAGCACCUUGGGAGGAGUGGGGGAGGGCCUCCUGCCAUCUGGCAGGAACAGCGACGAUGGGGCACGGAUGCAGACUAGCACAAGUGGUAAAGAAGUGGGAGGGAUGUCUCCGGAAAGAGGGGGCAUCUCAGCUGGCUCAAAUACCAGCCCCAGUCCGGGGAGUAAAGGUCUACCAGGCCAUGCUGCCAAGACUUUCCCAUCAUCCCCCAGCAAAGCAGGUGGAGCCAGCCGGGCAAAGAUGUCUCUGACUGGGACCAGUAAGUCCCCCACCUCCAUCCAGAGCUUGGCCAUGCGCCUGCUGAGUAUGCCCGGCUCACGGCUGCCUAGUGAAACCGGAACUCCUGCAACAGAAGCUCCGGCUCCAGCCCCUCCAUCGGCUCCGGCCCCGGCCCCGGCCCCAGCCCCAGCCCCUGCUCAGCCUCCGGCUCCAGCAGCAGAGGAGGCCAAGCCCAAGGUUCACCGGGCCCGGAAAACCAUGUCUAAACCCAACAGUGGGCAGGUCCCUGAAAAGCGAGUGUCUGAGAUGUUGCAUUUCCGAGUCCCGGAUGACCUGAGGAGCAUUGAAGAGCCAGAAGAACCUGCCAAGCGCAGGAAGUUUGACUACAUGUCUGAUGCCAUGCACAAGAGGAUGCCUCUCUCCCUUCAGCGGUCGAGUCCCAGAGCUACAACAGAGAUCACCGUGACAGAAGAGAUGACUGCUCCGGCCACAGCCUCGCAGGACGAGGGUGGCCAGGAAUGGGAGACUGAGGUGGGGGAUGACUUCAGCCUCUUCUACGACAGCUUUUCCGUGGAUGGCCAUGUGGACUCAGACAGCAAGUCGGAUGCAGAUGUUGGUGGAGAGCAUAUGAGUGAAGAGGAGGAGGAGGAGGAAGAGGAGGAAGAAGAAGAGGAGGAGGAGGAAGAGGAGGAGGAAGAUGAUGAGGACGAUGAGGAGGAGGAAGAUGAUGAUGAAGAAUCGGGUAACCUCUCUGACAGAAGCGCUGCCUCCAGCUCCAAGCGGAAGGCCAGGAAGCGCUGGCGGAAUGACAGCCCCUGGGUGAAGCCUUCGCGGAAACGCAAGCGCAAAGAACCGCACCCCAAAGACACCAGAGGUUUGAAUGGUGGCCCUUCAACCGCACAGAGCGAGUAUACGGAGGUACCGCUUGACUGUUUGGAGUUGCCCAAUGAGGGGGCACUGUCUCCCAACAAUGCAGGGGUGUCUAACGAGACGAGCUCACUGGAGACGGAGCGCUUUGAGGAGCUGCCCCUCUGCUCCUGCCGCAUGGAGGCCCCGACGAUUGAGCGCCUCAGCCAGCAGGCCGGCAAUCAGUGCAUGGCAACAGAGAGCGCCGACGGAGAGCUGAACGGCUGCAGCAGCAGCAUCCUGAAGCGUGAGACGAUGCGUCCCUCCAGCCGGGUUCCCCUCAUGGUGCUGUGUGAAGCGCAUCGAGCCAGGAUGGUGAAGCACCACUGCUGCCCCGGCUGUGGCUAUUUCUGCACUGCGGGCACCUUUUUGGAGUGCCACCCGGACUUCCGAGUGGCGCAUCGCUUCCACAAGGCCUGUGUUUCUCAGCUCAAUGGCAUGAUCUUCUGCCCCCACUGCGGAGAAGAUGCAUCGGAGGCGCAGGAAAUCACGAUAGCCAAAGCGGACACCUCCACGCCUGUCCCCAUCCCACUGUCACACGGACAAGGCGCCUCCGAGACCACGGGCCGCGCUGACACGACCCAGCCCAGUGCCCGGAUGCGUGGAGGUUCAAGCAUAGAGCACCCGCCCGAUGAUUUGCCAGGCCUCGGUGGCCCAGGAAUCGACAGCGCUGGACCACGGCUGACCCUGCCCAAUGGGGCGGUGCUUUCUGCACAGGGCUUGCCACCGGGGGCUGGGCGGGAGCAACUGGAGCGAGCGCUGGUGGUGCAGGAAUCGGAGAGGCGCAAGAAGCUGCGAUUCCACCCCCGCCAGCUGUAUCUCUCUGUUAAGCAAGGAGAGCUUCAAAAAGUAGUGCUAAUGUUGUUGGACAGCUUGGACCCCAAUUUCCAGAGCGAGCAGCAGAGCAAGCGUUUCCCACUGCAUGCUGCAGCGCAGAAAGGCUUCCUGGAAAUCUGCCACGUUUUGCUGCAGGCUGGUGCCAACAUAAACACAGUAGACAAGUUACGCCGGACACCCCUCAUGGAGGCGGUUGCGAACAACCAUGUGGAGUUAGCACGUUACUUGGUCAAAAGGGGAGGCUGCGUUUACACCAAGGAGGACGACGGCUCUACCUGUCUCCAUCAUGCUGCCAAGAAUGGGAACGUGGAGAUGGUCAGCUUGCUGCUUUCUACAGGACAGGUGGAUGUCAAUGCCCAGGAUAGCGGAGGUUGGACCCCCAUUAUCUGGGCUGCCGAGCAUAAGCACAUCGAGGUGAUCCGCAUGUUGCUCACCCGUGGAGCCGACGUCACGUUGACUGACAAUGAGGAGAAUAUUUGCUUGCACUGGGCCUCCUUCACAGGAAGUGCGGAGAUCGCCGAGGUCCUGCUGAACGCCCAGUGCGACCUCCACGCCGUCAACUUCCAUGGGGACACCCCUCUGCAUAUCGCGGCCCGGGAGAGCUACCACGAGUGUGUCCUCCUGUUCCUGUCCCGGGGGGCAGACACGGAAGUGCGGAACAAGGAGGGAGACUCCCCAGUGGACCUCACCUUGGAGAACUCCGAAGUGUGGUUUGCCCUGCAGCUCAACCGCAAGAUCCGCCAGGGCAUCCUGAACCGCUCCGUGCGCACAGAACGCAUCAUCAGCAGGGAUGUGGCCCGUGGCUAUGAGAACGUGCCCAUUCCCUGUGUCAAUUCUGUGGAUGAUGAGCCAUGCCCAGAUGAUUACAAAUACAUCUCGGAAAACUGUGAGACCUCCACCAUGAACAUCGACCGCAACAUCACCCAUCUGCAGCACUGCACCUGCCAGGACGAUUGUUCCUCCAGCAACUGCCUGUGUGGGCAGCUCAGCAUUCGCUGCUGGUACGACAAGGAUGGCCGCUUGCUGCAAGAGUUCAACAAGAUUGAGCCCCCCUUGAUCUUUGAAUGCAACCAGGCCUGCACCUGCUGGAGGAACUGCAAGAAUCGCGUGGUACAGAGUGGCAUCAAGGUCCGUUUACAGCUCUAUCGCACUGCCAAAAUGGGAUGGGGAGUCCGAGCACUGCAGACAAUCCCCCAGGGAACGUUCAUAUGCGAAUACGUGGGGGAGCUGAUUUCUGACGCAGAAGCUGAUGUAAGGGAAGAUGAUUCCUACUUGUUCGAUCUAGACAAUAAGGACGGCGAGGUGUACUGCAUUGAUGCGCGUUACUAUGGCAACGUCAGCCGUUUCAUCAACCACUUGUGUGACCCCAACAUCAUCCCCGUACGGGUGUUCAUGCUGCACCAGGAUCUACGUUUCCCCCGCAUUGCCUUCUUCAGCAGCCGGGACAUUCAAACUGGUGAAGAGCUCGGGUUCGACUACGGUGACCGAUUUUGGGACAUCAAGAGCAAAUACUUCACAUGCCAAUGUGGAUCGGAGAAAUGCAAGCAUUCGGCUGAGGCCAUUGCCUUGGAGCAGAGCCGCCUUGCCCGCCUCGAGGCCCACCAGGACGUCUUGCCCGACAGCAGCAGCCUCCCUGCCACACAGGCCUGAACCGGGCCCAGGUGCCAGUCCAGAACACUGGGGCCUCCCCAGUCCCUCCUUCCACUGGCCCUGGGCUGCUCCUCUGGGACCAGGCAUGCUGGAACGUGGGAGCUUCUCUUCUCCGCGGGAUUGCUCCUCGGCGAAAUGUAACGCUGGAGAAAGUGGGGAGAGAGGCAAGAAAGUGUGUCCUCAGCCAAGAUACGUUCGAGGGAGAGAGGGAAAAAGAGAGGCCCACUGCCUGCGAGAAGGAUCCUCUUGGAACAGGAGAAGGGGGCUAGGGCAGGGGGGAAAGAGCACCAGGGCUCCUGGCAUCCUUGGCCCCCUUACAGCCAGGAUGAUAGAAUGUGUGAUCCACCCACAGCUUGCUGCCUGCUUGGAAAAAAAAAAAAACUUUGCUUAGGUGGCCUUUUUCUUGUUUUUGGGCCAAGUUAACGUUAACGUUUUCCUAAAGGACAGUUCUGUUUUGAAUUUGACCAAGGCAGGCGUUCUAUCACUUGUUCUUCCCCUCCUCCUCUUCCUCUCAGCCUCCGAAGAUGCCCUAACAAGCUGCUGACCCAUGCCUCGGUUCUGCACUCCCAAGCGGGCAGGCAUACGAAGGCUUUGGUGGGCCACCUUCAGCCUGGUGGACCGCGGAUCGCACAAGCACCGUCCAGUCAAUGUGAGCCAGGUCGGCAGCUUGUGGUGGUGCCAAUGCUGGGGCCUGCAAGUUCCAUCUAUUCCAAGGGGCAAGGGGGCUGAUGGGAGUUGCAGGCCACACCAUCUGGAGGGCGUCCACCUCAUUGCAGGAGGCAGGCUAAUUGUCAAGCCUUUGGCUGGCCAUGAGGACUGGCAAGAAUGGAUGGCACGGAGCAGGUGUGGACCAGGAUGGAUGCUGGCUAUGCUUGAAAUGAUGCUGUCACCUUUUGGUGGGAGAGUGAGUGGGAGUGUGCGCACGCGUGCGCCAGUGUCUUCCUUGCCAUCUGGAAGAACGUUUGUGUUAAUGUGGCCUUUUGCCUCGAGGAAGGCCAGGUUAAUGUUUGUUUUUUGGUCAAUGAAAGGUUUGAAUGGGAGCCGGGCUGUAGACACACACUCCCACUGCCUGCACCUCCGCUCUUGUAGCUUCCUCUGCCUUUCAGUUCCCGCCACAGCAACAGAGGUCUGGUUUGCUUGAAAGAGGCAAGCUUUCUCUUCCUCUCUCUCUUUCUCUUUUCUAUGAGUUUCACAUUUGUUUUUAAACUGUAAUUUUCUGGGGCCAUAAAACUAAUAAAUGUUGGCAUCUAGUGAUUUUGAUACAAAAGUAA
Varanus komodoensis (Komodo dragon) is the source of this 5438-nucleotide messenger RNA. It is a transcript of the gene EHMT2, whose product is annotated as euchromatic histone lysine methyltransferase 2. The transcript is spliced from 28 exons. Gene Ontology annotation, molecular function: protein-lysine N-methyltransferase activity; p53 binding; zinc ion binding. Lineage: Eukaryota; Metazoa; Chordata; Lepidosauria; Squamata; Varanidae. The record is from RefSeq and is a predicted model, not a curated record. Bases 391 to 4167 code for a protein of 1258 amino acids. Gene Ontology annotation, cellular component: nucleus.